CCAAGCUUCAGGAAGUACUUGAUACUGACAGUUUUCAAGGCGAGAUGCUUACAGGUGAAAUAACCUCAGAGAAAGAAAGGGUGCUGGUGGUGGACAGUCUUUUGGAGAGCCUUGACCAUCGUUUUGCUGAUGCCAAAACUGGGAUAUUAAAUACCCUACAGCUGCUGAGCUUCAAACUGUGGCCAGAUUAUGAUGAUUCAGGAGGUUUUGGAGAAGAUCACGUGAAAACACUAGUGGAACAUUACCAUGAUCAGCUGACCAUGCAUGCUUCGCUUGAUGAAAUCCACCCUGAAUGGAUGCUUUUGAAGGAUGUUGUAUACAGCAGGUAUAUAACCACAGAAUGAAUGAAUGAAUGUUUGUUUAACGACACCCCAGCACAAAAAUAAUCACAGAAAGGACCCAAAAGUUAAGCUGGAUUCUAGUGAACCGCCACCAUGGGGAGAAGUUUC
This is a messenger RNA of Gigantopelta aegis, 449 nucleotides long. RefSeq lists its product as uncharacterized. NCBI's taxonomy places the organism in Eukaryota, Metazoa, Mollusca, Gastropoda, Neomphalida, Peltospiridae. The coding region runs from base 45 to 344 and encodes 99 amino acids. The record is from RefSeq and is a predicted model, not a curated record. The transcript is spliced from 3 exons.